UGCGCGCGAGUUACUGCGUAGUCUCAGCACGGAGACCGGAGCAGUUUCGGUGUAAUUUUGACGGCGUCCAUAUUCACUGAGUGAUUUCGGUAUUCUAUAACAUUAUUUAUUGUUGUUUUGCGUAUAUUUGUGUACUAAUUAAAGAAUAGUGAUAAUGAAAAUCUUGAAAAAAGCUUUUUGUAGCGGAGAAAAUCUUCGUGUGAAAUGUUUCAUCAUCGGAUACUUGAACCUAAUCGCCAGUAUCAUUGACAUCGGUUGUCAUGUUCUCAUUGUGGCUAUUGUAUCCAACGGCUUUCAAUGUGAUGUUGACAGAGAUAUCCUUCGAUCUAUCGACUGGCCAUGGCUGGAACCAUUAUUGCUGAUCGUGAAUAUCGGUACUCAUGGCUUUUACCCAUUUCCUCUCAUCCUCCCCUCCUACAACAACUUCCACGUUGACUAUAUGCCUAUCCCGACACAACCUAAAUGCUAUCCUGGGAUGCUGCAUCUUUAUUUGAUUGACAUUCUCAAUUGCUUGAUCAAUGUCAUUUGGCUCCAAUUCGUGGUUUCGUUUAUCUCCGCUGUUCACAAGAAAGAUCCAGAACCAAUGCGCAUGUUCUUUGGUCUGUCUUUGGUGAAACUUGUGCUCCAGGUUAUGUAUUUCUUCGCCCGGCCCAACUUCUCCAGAGACUUAUCCACGGAAGCCUAUUAUUUCAUCAGUGCUUUGGAUGCCUGCAUUGCAAUAAUCUUCUUGAUGAUCAUCAACGGAUACGUAGUUCAACUACGUAAUGAGAAAUUACAGAAGAACACCGACCAGCCACCACCUUACAUCGAAUGCCUCAUCAACGGACCUCAAACGCGAGUUGACGAAAAAAGGGACGUCGUUCUAGUUGUUGAAGAGAAAAAACCUGAAUCACCUCACGAAACGGAGUCACUGGAAAGAUGUUGAUCUGAUAGCUUUUAAAAUUUCGUUGGUUCAAUUACAAACCGCGUAUCUAUAAUUUAUCUAUAAUUUUUCAAACCAGAAUUUAAAUUCGUAACAGUUACUUUAUGAUACGAUGAUCAUUUCCUAUUAAUAUUAUAAAUUCAUUUUUGUAUGCUUAUUUCUCAAUCAUGCUCGGAAGGCUGGACCGACUAAGCGUAGAAGUCGAUUGGUAAACAAAUGCCCUUGAAUUAACUUCGGUUUAUUUUAAUUAUUAAUAAAUAAAAUAAUUACUAAAGUAACGGUUGCUUCUAGAUUAUUUUAUAAAUAACACACAGAUUAUUAUAAACUUUCAUUCCAAAAUAAUAAAAAAUCUAUUGUCGUGUUAAGUUUUGCAUGUAAUAGUUACGAAGUUUGGUACUUUAACCAUAUCUAAUUGUAGUAGUAUAUAGGUCGAGUUAAACGAUGUAAGGGUUUAAACAGAACCGGACUUAGAGGUCCAAGUCACUUUGACAUUUAAAGCCCCCCCCUCCCCAUUCCUAAGCGGUUAGAGUAAAAUUAUAUUUUGACUGGGUGAGGCCCCUCGACUAGACAGUCGCCGCACCUCACCUCACCAGUCCGCCGCCUCCCCUAGGCCGGUGCGUUAUAAGCCUGGGCAUAAAUCUAGGACUGGGUAUAAACACCAAAUAUAAAUGUUCUUUGAUUUUAUAUGUUUCUUAUAAUCUAUGUAUUUAUUUUAAUUAAUAUGUGAUUCAAAUAAACUAUUUACGCCUCAAGUUCUCUUUACGCGUUUGUUAAUAUAAGCACAUGACUAAACUACAUACAGUAUAUAAAAUAUAACGUUAUAUGUAAGUUAAAUUGGUAUAUUGAAAUACAUAUAAGAAAGAAUAAAUGGUAUUAUUUUUCCUUU
This is a messenger RNA of Nymphalis io (European peacock), 1808 nucleotides long. RefSeq lists its product as uncharacterized. Lineage: Eukaryota; Metazoa; Arthropoda; Insecta; Lepidoptera; Nymphalidae. Bases 155 to 925 code for a protein of 256 amino acids. The transcript is spliced from 6 exons. The record is from RefSeq and is a predicted model, not a curated record.